CGUUUGUGAUUGUCAGGACAUGAUUUUGUUAAGUACAUGGACUUCUACAUUGUUUCCACAAAAUCGUGCAUAUAAAUCAUAGCAACAGUGUGGAAAAAGCAAAAAAAUAUCACUUGAUUUAUAUUAUAUCUUUUGCCUAUUCGGUUACAAAUGUUUAAACUUUGUUUCUAUUUCUAUGUCACUAAUUUUUUACUAAUUAUCGAAUAAGAAAUUGGACGAUAAUUUUCGUGUACUUUCGAACCUGUGAAAUUGGUAAUAUGUAGUGUAUUUUACUGAUUUAUACUGCCAGGAAAAUAAAUUAAAGUAGUGAAGCUUUACAAGCGGAAACAAAAUAUUCGGUUUAGUAAUACACAAAAAUGCAAAAUAAUCAGCUUAUAAUUACAAAUUUAUAAAAAAGGAAAAUUCAUCAAUAAAUUGGCGAUACCUUGUAAUAACUUGGAUUUGGACGAUAUAAUCUUCGGCUAUGAAUACUUCAGAGGUUUCGGCGUUAGACAUGUCUGUUAAGUGUCAAGGGCCUCUAAAACUAUAUUAUUACCAGUUACCUGAGGCCAUUUCAGACAAUAGUAACUCCACGGGUUCUAACUGUGACAAUGUAAAGCGUUAUAGUAGGUCAAAACUAUAUGAUCUUCGCAACGAAACACAUUCUCGCCGCCGUCCUGAAUACGUCCUAAGAGCUGAAUUACAAUCGCUUGGUGUGUGGAAGUUUAAUACGAGUGGCAAUGUUCAACAAAAUGGUUCUGGUUCCGGUAGCGAAGGAACCGCAUCAUCUAGCAAUGCUUGUGUAGCUAAUCAUACAGCACAAUUAUCAUCUUCGAAUUUGAGUGUCCGACGAUCUCCUUCAAGGCGUGAAACUACAGGAAACAUAUCAAAUUCUUCGCAACAUAAUUUAUCUCACCAUAACCUACAUAAGACAUACAUAGACCAUCGCAGCAUUUCUUCAGCACAUCUUAUGCCUGCCUUUGCUAAAAGACGUAUUGCUGCUUCUUCUGUACCUUCUAGUAAUACCAAUAUUAUGGGUGCACAGAAUUUAUCAAGCAGUGCACAUUCAUCUUAUGGACCAAAUUCUCCAACCGAAACACGUUCGCAAACGCCUACAGAAAUUAAAGAUGGCUUAUCUUACCCUAAUAUUUUUGGUGGGAAUAGCAGUCAUGUGAGGCAACGAAACAAAGAUCAAUUGUACGAUUACCGUCAACGCGGAAGUAAUGGCGGAACGAUGACUGGAGAUGACAACAGUUUAUUCUUAUCACCUCAGAGGAAACUGUUGGAGCAAGAUCGUGAACGGGAGAGAGAGCAGGAGCUUCAGUCUAAUAGUAGGCGACUAUCAUCACCCAUUGCUCUAGGUUCAUCUAGACAUAGCCACAACAACGGUGGGAUCACUCAAGAACGAAGAAUCGGUAGUGGCCGUUUAUUACCACGUGACGUAAACUGGGAUUACCGUGCUUCACAAGAUAGAGAUAAAGGCCAAAGCUUGAUAUCUGCCCCGGUACCAGAUAAAGAGUCAUUAGCAAUAAAUCAUUUAGGCCCGCCUCGAAGUGGCGGACGGUAUUCAGAUCGAGCUCAUGAGCGGACAUCAUCUGGAAAUGGAUACUCAGAACGGCGACACUUGGAACGACGUAGUGGAGGAGGCGACGAUAAUAUCCGAGAAAAAUAUGACUACGCUGGCAAUGCUCAAACACCUAAUCCUCAUGGUGGUGGUAAUAGGCGAGAUGGGUAUGGCACGGAUUUGUCUUCAAAUCAGCAUUCUGUAUCUCAUAAUCGUAGGCGGAAUCAAAAAUAUCAUGACAGAAAUGAGGAGCCUGAAUGGUUUAGUAGCGGUCCAACAUCUCAGCACGAUACAAUUGAAUUGCGUGGAUUCGAAGAAAUGGAUGACCAAUACCAUGGAAGCACCAGUAUUGAUACUGGUAACACUAAGCGAACAACUUUGCCAAAUUCGUCGAGGAAGAUCAGUGAAAGUUCAUCGCCUCUUGAAAGCGGUGCUUCAAACUUGUCCAAUUCGAAGUCAAAAGAGCAAUUACACCCAUCGUUACAGCAAGAUAAUGAAUCCAGUAGCAGUUUAAACUUAUCUCCAACUAUUUUGACAAUCGGCAACAGUCCAACUAGUUUUGAAAACAGGGAUUCUCUGCGUGAAGAAGAGAGUAGUAAAGAAAGUGGAGAAAGCAUUAACGCUGAAAGAUCAGUAAGAAGCAGUGUAGCUAUUGAACCAACUCUACCAGAUUUUAUGAUAGAAAAUGAAGAAAAGUCUAAAAAUGCCAGCAAUUCUAGAGAUCCGGAGUUCAAUUUUGAUGUUUUCUUGAAUCCAAACCUUGAUCCGCUUAAACACUCACUAAUGCGUGGAGACAAAUCCAAUAAUGAGAACGAGCUAAUAGGCAGCUCUCGGUUCAGCCGUUGGUUCGCUAACAAAACUGGAAUCAACGAAGUGCAACCACCGUCAGGAAAUGAUAAUACAAAGAAUAUUGCUAUGGAUUUAGUUAGCAGUGAAACCAAAAAUGAAACGAAUACUUUGAUGGAAUUUCUCAACAAACUGCCAGCUUUACCGGAUUCUGUUAUAACACAAAAAGUAGUUACCGCUAUUACCAGUGUCGAGGAACUGGAAGCACGGAUGGGUGUAAUGAAUACAGCAAAUGAAAUUGUACCGGAGGCACACAAUUUAGAUAUGCCAAACAAAAAAGAUCAAGAUAGGGUACUUGAUAUAAUUCUUCCAGUUGCAAAUGAACCGGCAAACCCAGAACAACCACAAGCAGGGGAAAUUGAAGCAUUUAAAAAGCUGUUGGAACAACUAGGAUCUGGAAAUAAACAGCUACAACAGCAGCAGAAGCAGUUACAGCAGCCCUUACUACCGUCUAAUAUACAGUCGACUGUUUUGAUAUCGCCAAAAAAUAGAACUGAGCCGAUGCCACCACUUAAUAUAAUGCCACCAGGGGCUGCAUUAGCUGGUCCAAAUCUCUCGCAGCAAGUUAUCAUUAAAAAUGAUGACUUGAAAAAAGUUAUGCAUACGCAGACUUUUCAUCAGCAGCAUCAAAAUAAUGACAUCAGUAUUUUGUCUCAGGCUCAACCGAUACCAUUAUCUGUAUUGUUUGCAAAUCAUCCUCAAAAGCGUUUGGAACAAAAUCUGUUUCAUGGCCUACAACGCGGUGACGUGUCAAUACAUGUUUUGGAACACCAUCUUAAUAACCCGAGUACAUCACUACAUGUGAAAGAAGUAAUUUCUGCGGUACUCCGCGACACAUCUACUAUGGCCGCAUUAACCACCAAUAUUCCACAAACUCAGCAGAACUCUGGACCUAUUGGGCACCAGCAACAGCACUCGCCUAUUUGUAAUAACAGCGGAAACCUAAUGCUCCAUCAUGGUCCUAUUAAUGCAACGAUCGAUCCAUUGCAACAACAACAGAUAUUGCAGCAAAUUCCGAAUUCAAAUGUUAUGAUUUCUGGACAAACAGAACGGAUUUCACUUCUGCCACAUCAAUCUACAAAUCAUCAAGCUAUUCCGAGCCAACGAGAAAUUCAAUUUCAUACACACACCAUAAUGCAAAAUGCUAUGCUGAAGAAGAAAAUAGAGGAACAACAGGACUCAAUUAGACGGCGCCAGGAAAAGCAUCCACAGUCAAAUAACAUGUUGGGUUUAAGCGAAGUUGAUGCCCAACAGAAAAAUAUGCAACAAAUGCAUCUCUCCAAUAGCAUGCAACAGCAGCAGUCAACAACACAACAGCAAGCGCAUGUGCCGCAUACAAUUCAGCAACCACAACAGCAUCAAUCAUCGAGGCAUAUUAAUUCACCUACUCCGUUGGCUUUCACACCAACGUCAGUGCUGCGAAAAAUGACUGCUGAUAAAGAUAAUACGAACUCAAAUAGUACAACUCAACACCAUACUGCGACAAAUUCUCUUAUACAGCACCAAAAUAAAACUAUGGCACAAAAUAAUUUUAUCAAUUCAUCAAACAACCAGCAUCAGAUGCAACAGCCGAUAUCGACUCAUCCACGGAUGAUACUUGGUGGUAACCACUCACAGCAACAACAGCAAAUGAGUACCAAUAAUCCGGUGCCGCCACAAUCUUUAAACCAGACUUCGCAACAACAACCAGGGCAACCACUACGUAACUCAAUGGCACCAAUGAAAUGGCCGUUACAUUUAGUAAAUCAAAAUGUCACUGCUAUCAAACCGAUGGGACGGCCAAUUUUGAAAGCACCUUUACCACCACAAUCUGUCAAUCAGCAGCAACAACAAAUGCCACAGAUAUCUCCAAUGAUUUUCAAUAAAUUAGAUUUUCAACAAAUGCAACAACAGCUAUUGAAAAAUAAUCAGGCUCCACAACAUGUUUUAAACCAGUCUACAACUCCAUUUUCUCAACACGCGAUGGUGUCACAGCAACCACAGAACCACUCUAACAUAAUACCCCACGUUCAACAUCAACAACAGUUAUAUCAACAACAACGUGUGCUUGCGCUGCAAAGGCAUCAGCAACAACAACUGCAUCUACAACAACAGUUGCAUCAACAACAACAGUCUAUCGACACAUCUAAUCGAAACAUUUGUAUGCAAUCGCCACGUGCUAAUGAUAGCAACGGUGUGGCAAAUAACGCUGCAGCUGCGGUUGCUGCCGCUAGUAUAAUAAAUUAUCAACGUGAUGGUGGAUUAUCGCCCACCAGUAAUCAAUUGGCGCAGUGGUUUUCGCCUGAGUUACUUGCGCAAGCAUCGGCUGGAAAAUUGCCACUGCUCAAUAUGAAUCAAGCGUUAAGUUUAGAAGAGUUCGAGAGAAAUAUUCAACAUUCCUCAACAGCAGUGCACAAUUAAUGUCACAAUUAGCCUGGCAUGUUAUGUUUAAAAUUGUGUAUAACUUGGGAACCAUGUUAUUUUGAAUAUUUUUUAUUAGAUUGCUUGAAAGCACUAAAUACGCUGAAAGUAUCUUCUAUAUGAAUUUAGAUUUAAUUCUGAAAUUGGAGCAAGAAAAAGAAAGUUUUUAAUAACAACUGGUAGUAAAUAUCAAUUUUAGUAUAGCGUAUCCACGUUUUAUCAUAAUUAUAACCAUAUGCUUAUGAAAUAGUAUCUCAAUUAUUGUAAAUGAAUUAUAUGAAUUUGAAAACGAUUGUACUUUAUAAAGUGUAAAAAAAUAUAUAUGAACUAGAGAAGGCAAACAAUAAAAAGUAAGGAAAUCCGUA
Messenger RNA from Zeugodacus cucurbitae (melon fly), 5154 nucleotides. Its product is annotated as eukaryotic translation initiation factor 4E transporter. Gene Ontology annotation, cellular component: cytoplasm; nucleus. Gene Ontology annotation, molecular function: mRNA binding. Bases 464 to 4789 code for a protein of 1441 amino acids. NCBI's taxonomy places the organism in Eukaryota, Metazoa, Arthropoda, Insecta, Diptera, Tephritidae. The transcript has 6 exons. Gene Ontology annotation, biological process: negative regulation of translation. The record is from RefSeq and is a predicted model, not a curated record.